AAAUCCCAUCCCAAACUCACCGACUCACCGACUCACCUUCCCUGAUUCUUUAGGGCUUUGGCCCAAACUUAAUGAGAGCUUCUCUGUUCCUCUUAUUCUUCCUUUUUCCACUUUUCAUUUGAAUUUCUUAUUCAGUGUUUGUUACUCUCUUUGAUCUAUUUUCUACACCCGGCACCGUUGCAUUACAGUUAAUUUGUUUGGCUUUUAGGGUUUCCCUGUUUACAAUUCUUCUGUGUUUUCGCAGCUUGUAAGUGCUGAUCAAGUCAUAAUUUGUAUUAUCUAAUACCAGAGAAUAUCAAUUGGUGCGGAAUGAACAGCUCCAGGGAAGAUUCUCCAGAUUGGCUGCGCUCUUUUCAGGCACCAACUUCUAAGUUGACAUUAUCUUCGGAUUCCGAUUCUUUGCCAAAUGGUAGCCUCCUUAGGGAGGAUAAAACUGAUGAUGAAGACAUCAUUCUACACAGGUCAUCAACAUUGGAAAAGAAGAAUGUAAACGACGAUGAAGUAGAUCAAACACCUUGGAAAAAGAAGAAAACUGAUGUCUUCGAAAAACAGGAAGGGAGUGAGGAGGAUGGAAAGGUUUUUAUGGAAGAAAUGUCCGAGAAAGACUUGGGGUCUCAUGCAGCAAAUCGUUCAGUUUGGACAUUGUCAUCAGAUUCUGAGUAUUCUCCUGGAAGGAAGGAGAAAGUGUCUUUAUCUCAAGAAAGUGGUGAGACCAGUGAUCCAGUUCUGACUGGCAGAGUUGAAAAGGCUCCACGAAAGAAGACUUCUAAAGGAAUAUCUCCAAAAAAGGGGGUAAAAAUUGGGGGGCGGACGCCCAAAAAGGAGAAGAAUGCGAAAGAUGGUGCAAAGGUUACAGAAAAUAAUGGUAAUGUGAAAACUGCUGAGGAGGCAGCAUCAGAAAAGCACAUUGAACCUCAUGUUUCCACCUCAAGGUUGCCUUUGGUGCUGUCCGAGAAAGUUCAACGCUCAAAGGCACUUGUUGAGUGCGAAGGGGAUUCAAUAGAUCUGAGUGGCGAUAUGGGGGCUGUUGGUCGAAUUGUAGUUUCUGGUUCUGCAUCUGAAAAUCAUGAGAUGUUCUUAGACUUAAAAGGAACCAUAUACAAAACAACAAUAGUGCCUUCCAGAACAUUUUGCAUCGUUAGCUUUGGCCAGACUGAGGCUAAGAUAGAGGCUAUCAUGAAUGACUUCAUUCAGCUGAAGCCACAAUCCAAUGUUUAUGAAGCAGAAACAAUGGUGGAAGGUACGCUAGAGGGCUUCUCAUUUGAUUCUGAAGAUGAUGCCGAGAAGAUGCUGAAGCACCAAACCGAGCAAAAUGAGGAAAUUGAUGGGAAAAUGAAUGGGAAAUCCAAAGGAAGAGCUGAGAAAACAUCUUUGGCAUCCCGGAAGAGAGGUAAAACUGGUGGAGGAAAGUCACAGCCGGCGAAGAAAGCAAGAAAGAAGACGGCCAUUUCGAAGAAACCCAAGGCCAAGAAAUGAAUGAGAAGACGAGCCAAUGGUGGUAUUGGCAAUCACUGCUCCUGAAUCACAUGUCAUGGCUUGCGUGUUUGCUGUUUUUUUCAUUAAUCAUAUGCAAACGUAAUAUUUCAAUGGCCACAAUCUUAAAAUAAAGUAUUUUUAUUUUAA
Hibiscus syriacus is the source of this 1623-nucleotide messenger RNA. RefSeq names its product DNA-binding protein BIN4-like. NCBI's taxonomy places the organism in Eukaryota, Viridiplantae, Streptophyta, Magnoliopsida, Malvales, Malvaceae. The transcript has 12 exons. The record is from RefSeq and is a predicted model, not a curated record. Gene Ontology annotation, cellular component: DNA topoisomerase type II (double strand cut, ATP-hydrolyzing) complex; nucleus. Bases 310 to 1476 code for a protein of 388 amino acids. Gene Ontology annotation, biological process: DNA endoreduplication; chromosome organization. Gene Ontology annotation, molecular function: double-stranded DNA binding.